AUGGAAAGCAACAAACCAAAGCUGAGCGCCCGCGAGCAGGAGAUUGUAGCCAUUGUUUGGCAAUGCUUCAAGGCGGAGCCGCAGGUUGACACCGACAAGCUUGCCGAGCUCGGCGGCUUCAAGAACUCCAAAAGCGCCAGUACCACCUGGGGUAUGCUCAAGAAGAAGCUGAUGACUCACGGCGGAUCGGACAUCAAAGACACGCCGCCCAAGUCGACCGGCAAGCGCAAGAACGGCGACGCGUCCUUUGGCGAGACUCCGGGCAAGAAGCCCCGGGGAAAGGCGGCCAAGAAGGCCAAGGCUCCUACCAUCGAAUCCGAUGAUGACGACAACGCCGCUGAGUAG
Molecule: messenger RNA, 345 nt
Organism: Truncatella angustata
Lineage: Eukaryota; Fungi; Ascomycota; Sordariomycetes; Amphisphaeriales; Sporocadaceae
Exons: 2
Coding region: 1-345 (114 amino acids)
Source: RefSeq, a predicted model, not a curated record